UAUUUGGUUUUUUUUUUUUUAAUUCUUCUUUGUAUAUUUGAAGCUUUCUUUUUUGAGUUGCUGUAGUAGUUCUGUUUGGCCGGUGAGAAAAAGAGUAGGAAAAAGGUGGAAAAAAACAAGGAAUUCGUUGUAGAGUUUGAUUCGUUCCAUUUUUAUUUUCGUUCUGAAAUUUUUUAUGUGUUUCGAAUUUUAUUUUCACCUAUUCUCCUCUAAUGUUUCUCUGCAGUCAAACUAGAAAUUCUAAGAAACUGAAUUUCCAGCGGAAUUAGCACCUGGAAUGGGAGUUUCCUGAUCCAAAAUCAAAUACUUGAAUCAAAAUUAAAUUCUUAGUUCGUACUUUCAAAAUCAUUUAAUUCUUGAUUGUUAAUACGAUGACAAUCGGGAUAAUAAGCUUCGCUUUAGCAAAUUCAGAGACGACUUUCGCAUCUGAUCAUGCCCCAAUAGUUUCAAUAAACUUAUUCGUGGCGCUUCUUUGCGGGUGUAUCGUGAUUGGUCAUUUACUAGAGGAAAAUCGAUGGAUGAACGAGUCUAUUACUGCUCUGGCCAUAGGAGUAUGUACUGGAGUUAUAAUUUUGCUUACAACAGGAGGAAAAAGCUCACGUCUUCUAGUUUUCAGUGAAGAUUUGUUCUUCAUUUAUUUACUUCCUCCUAUUAUUUUCAAUGCGGGAUUCCAAGUGAAGAAGAAACAAUUUUUCCGCAACUUUAUGACUAUCAUGCUGUUUGGUGCAGUUGGUACUUUAAUAUCCUUUUGCGUCAUUUCUAUAGGUGCCAUACAUUUCUUCAAGAAAAUGAACAUCGGUGAUCUUACUUUAGGGGAUUAUCUUGCAAUUGGUGCAAUAUUUUCUGCAACAGAUUCUGUGUGCACUUUGCAAGUGCUUAAUCAAGAUGAGACACCUUUAUUAUACAGUCUGGUUUUUGGUGAGGGAGUUGUCAAUGAUGCCACAUCAGUGGUUCUUUUCAAUGCAAUCCAAACCUUUGAUCUUUCUCACAUCAACUCUACCAUGGCUUUGCAAUACAUCGGAAACUUUUUGUAUUUAUUUAUUUUAAGUACUUUGCUUGGAGUUUUGGCUGGACUGCUUAGCGCUUACAUUAUCAGAAAGCUCUAUUUUGGAAGGCACUCCACUGAUCGUGAGGUUGCUCUCAUGAUGCUUAUGGCUUACCUAUCAUAUAUGCUGGCUGAACUUUUCUCGUUCAGUGCUAUUCUCACAGUAUUCUUUUGUGGGAUCGUUAUGUCUCAUUACACAUGGCAUAAUGUUACCGAAAGUUCGAGAGUGACAACCAAGCAUGCUUUUGCAACACUAUCUUUUGUUUCUGAGAUUUUUAUCUUCCUUUAUGUUGGUAUGGAUGCAUUGGACAUUGAGAAGUGGAGAGUUAUCAGUGACAGCCCCGGAACAUUAGUUGGUGUUAGUGGAAUUCUGUUGGGGUUGAUUCUUGUCGGACGAGCAGCCUUCGUUUUUCCCUUAUCCUUCAUAUCUAACUUGACAAGGAAAGCGCCGCACGAGAAAGUUGACUUCAAACAGCAGGUCACGGUUUGGUGGGCUGGUCUUAUGCGUGGUGCUGUCUCAAUGGCACUUGCUUACAAUCAGUUUACCAGCUUAGGUCAUACGCAGUUGCGAGGAAAUGCGAUGAUGAUAACCAGCACAAUCUCGGUUGUUCUUUUCAGCACAGUGGUUUUUGGAUUGAUGACUAAACCAUUAGUGAGACUCUUACUUCCUUCUCCAAAACAUCUCACGAGGACGCUUUCGUCUGAACCAUCUACUCCGAAAUCAUUCAUUGUACCACUAAUUGGCAAUGAAGGCGAACCCGAAGCUGACCAAAACAAUCGUAAUGCACGUCGACCGACUAGCUUGAGAAUGCUCUUGACAACUCCUUCCAACACUGUGCAUUACUACUGGAGAAAAUUUGACGAUGCAUUCAUGCGACCUGUGUUCGGUGGAAGAGGUUUCGUUCCGUUUGUUCCCGGAUCACCCACCGAGCAAAAUGGUCAUCAAUGGCAAUGAAAAGGUACUAGUAGAUUUUACAUUAGAGUCAACAAUUAAGGUAUUUUAUUUGUAUAUAAAUAUUGAUAUAUUAAUAAAAUCACAUUAUAUAGAUUUAUGACA
This is a messenger RNA of Gossypium raimondii (Peruvian cotton), 2102 nucleotides long. Its product is annotated as sodium/hydrogen exchanger 1. Gene Ontology annotation, biological process: sodium ion transport; proton transmembrane transport; regulation of pH. The transcript is spliced from 14 exons. Gene Ontology annotation, molecular function: sodium:proton antiporter activity. The record is from RefSeq and is a predicted model, not a curated record. Gene Ontology annotation, cellular component: membrane. The coding region runs from base 372 to 2000 and encodes 542 amino acids. NCBI's taxonomy places the organism in Eukaryota, Viridiplantae, Streptophyta, Magnoliopsida, Malvales, Malvaceae.